Messenger RNA from Paracoccidioides lutzii Pb01, 213 nucleotides. RefSeq lists its product as hypothetical. The coding region runs from base 1 to 213 and encodes 70 amino acids. The record is from RefSeq and is a predicted model, not a curated record. The transcript has a single exon.
AUGCAGGUGAGUCGUCGACCGGGGGGGAUGUCUACCGACGGGUUAAGCGAGUUAGAAGUUUCGACGAUCACGGCGACAAGGCACUGGGAGGAUGUUUCGCUGCAGGGUCGGAGGGUUGAAGUAUGCGAAGGCGGCAAGGCAAAGGAUGCCACGGGAGGCAGAGUAAGGAGCGAUGGGGAGGUGCAGGACACGGAAGUACCUAUAGUAAUUUGA